AUGGACGAGAAGAGCUCAACCGAUAGGAGUUCCGGCUUGCCAUUCCAUGAGCCCUCUCAUGUACCUCCAUCGGAAGAUCGCAUACGCUAUCAUACCGUUCGUACCGAAGUCAAUGCGUUUCUAGGAGAGUUCAUUGGAACAUUCAUGUUCUUGUCCAUGUCCUUUGCUGGCACACAGAUUGCUCUCAACGCAGCUGGCACCAGCGAACUCACAGCGGAUGACAAGCCUGAUGUCGCCAAGCUCCUCUACAUCGCUUUCGUCUUCGGUGCAUCCCUUGCGGUCAAUGUCGCAAUCUUUGCUGAUAUUAGUGGUGGAAAGUUCAAUCCUGCAGUAACCACAGCUCUAUUGGUCACUGGCAAGAUUCACUGGCACCGCGCACUCCAAACCAUUGUCUCCCAAAUGAUCGCAGGCAUAGCGGCUGCAGGCUUCGUUUCCGGCGUACUACCUGGCCCACUCAUCAUUGCUACUGUGCUGGAUGCUUCCAUGAGUAUUACUCGCGGGUUCUUUCUGGAAGCCUUUGUCACGUCGCAGCUGGUGUUGACUAUUCUCAUGAUGGAGGGUGGAUCAGCGAAACCAGCAUACAUCGGCUUUGCGUUGUUCGUCUCCGAGCUGUCUUGUGUCUUCUUUACUGGCGGCAGUCUCAAUCCUGCUCGAAGCUUCGGACCCGCGUGUAUCGUUGGAUUCACCGGUUAUCACUGGAUCUAUUGGAUCGGACCACUACUCGGCUCUUUGGUCGCCAGUGGCGAGUACUACCUCAUCAAUUUCAUACGAAAGGGGACCAUAUAG
Molecule: messenger RNA, 786 nt
Organism: Dothidotthia symphoricarpi CBS 119687
Lineage: Eukaryota; Fungi; Ascomycota; Dothideomycetes; Pleosporales; Dothidotthiaceae
Product: aquaporin-like protein
Exons: 2
Coding region: 1-786 (261 amino acids)
Biological process (GO): transmembrane transport
Cellular component (GO): plasma membrane
Molecular function (GO): water channel activity
Source: RefSeq, a predicted model, not a curated record